Cordyceps fumosorosea ARSEF 2679 is the source of this 1749-nucleotide messenger RNA. RefSeq lists its product as hypothetical. The coding region runs from base 1 to 1749 and encodes 582 amino acids. Lineage: Eukaryota; Fungi; Ascomycota; Sordariomycetes; Hypocreales; Cordycipitaceae. The record is from RefSeq and is a predicted model, not a curated record. The transcript has a single exon.
AUGGCUCGCGAUACCCGAGUCCGCCAAGCCGCCUCGUCCCUCGUCACACAGUUUCCCGCAAACGGGCGCAUCCCUUUCAAGCAGAUCCUGCAGGCGACCUGGGUGGCCACGGUCGCUCUCCUUCUCGGUGUUGCCUUUGUUUUGGGCAUCGUCUUCUCCUCCAACGGAAAGCCCACGAGCGGCAGCAUAUGGUAUCAGCAGACGCCGACGUUCAUCUCCCUGGGCGCCGUCGUGCUUCGAGGCUCCGUCGCCGCUCUCCUCGGCAUCGCGCUCUACCAAAACCUCUGGCAGAAUGUCGCCACGCAGGCCAGGUCCGUCAAGGAUGGGGUCGUCGAUGCAGGCCCGGAGGGCAUCCCGGUCAAGACGGUCGAGUCGCUGCACUUAGCUUCGCGGCUGGCCGUCGGCAUGCUGGCCCAUCCAUCCCUGAAAGCAGGCUGGGUGAUUGGCGUCCUGGGGCUCGCCGUGGCCUCUGCUGUCCAGCCUGUUUUACAGUCCGCCAUUGCCGUUCGACAGCAGAGGCAAAUUGUCCCCACGAGCUUGUCCAUAUACCACCCUCAGUUUAAUGGGUCGCUCGCCCAGAGCGACUCUGCGAUGAUGCAUGCAGGUGGCCCAACGACCAUAACGACCAGAUCGGCCCUCGCAGCUCUGAUGGGAGAGACCAGCGGACUUCGGUACACAGACGCCAAUGUCACGGGAGUGGCGCAUUUCGGGCCCAUCCACUACCUCGAUCUCAUCUGCAACAUUUCAGCCAUUCCCGGAACCGAAUCCAACCUAGCGGGCUGGGAUGUGUACAACUUCACCUACCGAUAUCCAGACACACCCUAUAUGGAUCAAUGGCAAAACAUAUCCAACAGCUUGUCCGAAGGUUUCGUAGUCUUAACGGCCUUGCUGUCAAGGGUAGAGGUGCAAGCCGUCUUGUUCAACAACACGCACUACCUAACGCACCAAUGCAUGGUCCAAACCGCUAUCGGGAGCUGCACGACUCAUCUCGCGGCUGGAAUCGGAAUCAUGGGCAAUCUGAGUUGCUCGAGGGACCAGUUUAUCAACCUCGACAGCGAUCUCAACAAGACCAUGUCGUAUUACGGACCGGCUGGCGCGGUGGUUGGUCUCACUGGCGCGUUUUUGGAGGCCUUUGUCGGGAAAGCACUGCCCGACAUACACAACAGACUGAAUCCUGGAAAAUCUUCGUUUGUGACGGCAGCUUUGGUCUCGGAUACGAAUUCAAAAUUUGUCAUGCCGUCAGACCUCGUGUCGCAUAUGCAGCGCGUGCUCUGGGUCACGCCCCUGCUCGCAAAGACCGGCACCACGCAGCAGGUGGCACCAAAUGUGACAAUGUCCGUCUCCGACGAGCGAAACGUCAUUGUCUACGAAAUUGACAAGCUGCGAGUCAUUGUAACGGUCGCUGUCCUCGUUAUCAUCAGUCUCGGAUGCUUGGUCUAUGUAUCUCUCCCUUGCAGUGCGGCGUGCGGGCGCCUUGCUAGAGACAGCUUGGUCCAUUCGCUCACGGUCGCGGGCCCGCACGGCCCGGCCAUCAGGAAUGCAUGCUUGGCUUCUCUGGACAAUGUGCUGGAGGCGGCGGGUGACGAGAAGCUCAAAUUCGGCGUGCUUAUAGAGGCGACGGACUUGGCGAGUGGACAUGUCGGCUUUGCGGAGCAGCCUCCUACGCCCGGAUCCCACAGUAGUAGACCAUUUACUAUGGUGGGAAGACCGGUCCUAGGAAGGUGGUAUGGGGGAAAGGCUAGCUUGUGA